AUGGCCCGUCGACCUGAGCCCUUCAGAGAACUGUUACUGGUCUGCGGAGAGACAGGUAGUACAGAAACUGAGAAUAAGUGUUUAGGAAACUUUACGGCGAUUUUGCAGCUGCGGCGUCUGGAGAAGGUCGGGGUGUUGUCACUUCCGCCGGAGCCGCUCUCUGUAUCCGGGUCGGCUGCUGCCGCUGUGGCUGAGGGACUGGGCCCGGGUCUCGCCGUCGGAGGGGAGCGGGCUCCGCUCGGCGCUACCUUCUGCGACCUGGCCGUCAGCCCUGCGUCGCCGGCCUGGAGGGGCGAAGAAGACGAGGAGGCCAAGGGUUCCUCCGGGGACCUUGGCUCUCUGGAUUAUCAGGAGCUUGUAGUUGACAUUGAGUCCAGGCUGAGGAUGGAAGGUGUUGAACUUAAGGAAGAAUGGCAAGAUGAAGAUUUUCCAAUACCUUUACCGGAAGAUGAUAGUAUUGAAGCAGAUAUUUUAGCUGUAACUGGACGAGAGAGUCAGCCCGGCUCACUAGAAGUUAAUGGCAAUAAAGUGAGAAAGAAACUAAUGGCUCCUGACAUUAGCCUAACCCUGGAUCCUAGUGAUGGCUCUGUGUUGUCAGAUGAUUUGGAUGAAAGUGGGGAGAUUGACUUAGAUGACUUAGAUACACCAUCGGAGGACAGUAAUGAAUUUGAGUGGGAAGGUUUGCCUGAUAGUGCUGCACUUUGUAAACAACUACCUUGA
This is a messenger RNA of Physeter macrocephalus (sperm whale), 720 nucleotides long. RefSeq names its product protein prune homolog 2-like. The coding region runs from base 1 to 720 and encodes 239 amino acids. The transcript has 6 exons. Lineage: Eukaryota; Metazoa; Chordata; Mammalia; Artiodactyla; Physeteridae. The record is from RefSeq and is a predicted model, not a curated record.